Plasmodium knowlesi strain H is the source of this 2355-nucleotide messenger RNA. Its product is annotated as membrane attack ookinete protein, putative. NCBI's taxonomy places the organism in Eukaryota, Apicomplexa, Aconoidasida, Haemosporida, Plasmodiidae. Gene Ontology annotation, molecular function: wide pore channel activity. Bases 1 to 2355 code for a protein of 784 amino acids. The record is from RefSeq and is a predicted model, not a curated record. The transcript has a single exon. Gene Ontology annotation, cellular component: membrane.
AUGGCCUUUCGAAGGGGAGCAUUCAUACUGGCCAUAUACUUAGGGAUAGUGAGGAACGUGCUUUACGACUUGUUAACUCAGAGUGUAUGUAGUAAGCACCAGAGAGCUAGACCCCACGUUUGCGCCUCAGAUGUAGAGGAGGGGAAAGUGGGCCCUAACAAAAGGUUGUCAAAAAAGAACAGCGACAUUCUUCAUUUUUUGCAACAAAAGCAGGUACUACAUAGUGGGGGAUUAGAAGGAGGAGGGAGAAAAAAUCCUCUGGAAGAUAGUUCAACCGAUGGGAAAAGCACAAGUCGGGUUCGCAGCAUCAACUUCCAUGAGGUGGAGGAGUAUAAUAGUGACUCCACACCUGGUGAACGCGAUUGUAAAACUAAUCCUGAAGGUUGUCGAAACAGUAAGGUGAAAAACUUCGUGAAUCUAAUGAAAGGAAUUGGGAUGAUGAACACGGAAAAGAAAGAAGAUAACAUGGAAGGUGAAAAAAAUAUUUACAAUGAUGAACACAAUACAGUAGUUAUAUAUGACGGAGUGGACGAGAAAAAGGAUUUAUAUAAUAAGUACAAAGAAGAAAGAGAAGAUGGUAUGUCUACAGUGGUCAUACAAGGAACAGAGUACCUAGGGGUGGGUUACGAUUUCAUUUUUGGAAACCCAAUUGGUGAUCCUUUCCUGAAGGUAGAUCCUGGGUACCGAGAUUCUAUCAUCAAAUUGACUUACCCUAAGUCAGAUUUUGAUUAUCCUGACACUUACGUGAAUAUAAACCCAAAUGGUUCAUACGUGCGAAAUGAAAUUUCUUGUAAUAGAUCAGAAAAUGAAAGCGAAAUAAGUACAAUGAGUGAGUACACAAAGGAGCUCUCCGUUGAUGCGUCUAUAGGGGCUUCUUACGGGUUCUUUGGUUCCUUCUCCGCAUCUACAGGAUAUACGAGUGUAUCUAACACGAUAUCGAAGAAGAAAUUUCGUUUGUUCAUGUUGAAAAGCUACUGCUUCAAGUACAUGGCGUCUUUGUCUCAGUACUCGCAGUGGAAGCUGAGCGAUCCGUUCGUAAGGGCAAUAUCGUUACUACCUUCUUACUUCAAUUCGCUUCAGCAUGACGGGACUUACUGCACCGCGCAAGAGUUCCGAGAUAAUCGAAAAACGGAAAAGUGCGGCAAAAGUGUAGAGGCGUGGAUGUACUUUUUUAAAAACUUCGGAACCCAUGUUUCGACCCUCAUCCAUUUGGGGGGAAAAAUAACACAGCAAAUAAAGAUAUCAAAAAAUGAAUACAAGGCGAUGAGUGAAAAGGGUAUAUCGGUAUCUGUGAGUGCUUCAGCCGGAUUCGGCCUAUUCAAGGCUAAGGCCUCAACAAGCACUAAUACGAACGAGGCAAGUAAUGAAGAGAACACUAACUCCAGUAUGGAAAAAGAAACGGUUAUCAUAGGGGGAGACACGAUAUAUGAUCCGAACAAUCCCAAGAAUUUUGAAAAAUGGGCAAAGAGUAUAAAAGACAAUCCGAUGCCAAUAAAGGGGGAGUAUGAGCCUUUGUCCAGAAUUUUACCAAUUAGGUUAACGACGGUGUACGACGAAGCGCUACAAUUUUACAUCUCUGUGAAUGUCCCAUUGAACCUGGGCCAGAUAACAGAUGACGAGAUGAGGGGGUACAAUGUGAAGGAGCAACUGAUGAAAUCGCGCAAGGUGUUUGCAAGUGGAACUGGGUUGGUGGUCCUCGAAUGUGAAGAGAAGAAAAAUUUUAUUUUAGGCUUUUCGCUGUCAGUGCCUAACGACUUCACUGUGUUGAAAGAUUUUUAUAUUAAUACAUGUGAUGAGGAUUCAGACAAAUGCUACUCCAAGAUGAGCGAUAAUGCGUACAACUACCUAUUCGCCAUGUGUAAUGAAGAAAUGAUACCUUUCCUUGAGCAGAAGGUAAAAUCAGGCACUGGUUUAUUAACCCUCGAGUGCUCCGAGAAAAAUCAAGUUAUUUUAUUUGGCUUUGGAAUAAGUGUGCUAAAUUCGAAUGACCCCAUAUCGAUUUCUAUAUACCCGUGCAAGUAUGGGAAGUCAUCUUGCUCGAUGCAAGGGCCAACGGACCAGUCUGCUGUCGGUCUAUGGGUGGUGUGCGGUCACGAGGAGUCUCAAAAUUCCAAGUUCUCUAUGAACGUGCGGAAAAUGGCGAAAGAAAACGUGUCCGGGAAGAAGAAGAAACAUAUAGAAAUAUGCCCGCAACAGGUUUUAUUCAACCUCAUUUUUGAGUUUACGCGAACUCCCCUGAACAAACGCAAUGGCCAAUGCUUCACCGUGAAUGGUGUUUGCCCCAAGAACUUUCACGUAUGUUCAGAUAAGAAGCACAUGAAGGGGUUUAACUACUACUCCGUGUCGGUUUAUUAG